UCUCAAACACACACUCAAAGCUCUAUACUCCUUCCAAUCCAACUCCCUCGUCAUAAGGAGUCAUGGCAAGGUUGGUGGUGCAGCAUCAGAAUCAGCCUUCUUUCUCCCUUCUCCCCUCCUCUCUCUCUGACUUCAAUGGCAUCAGACUCACCAAUCACAUUCAGUGUAGGAGAAAGGUAUGCCAGCCAAAAGGGGCAUUACAUGUUACGGCAUCAGGUGAAAAGAAAAUCCUUAUGAUGGGAGGCACUCGAUUUAUCGGUGUGUUUCUGGCAAGGCUUCUUGUCAAAGAGGGUCAUCAGGUGACUCUGUUUACUAGAGGAAAAGCAGCCAUCACCCAACAAUUGCCAGGUGAAUCAGACAAGGAUUAUGCUGAAUUUUCUUCCAAGGUUUUGCAUUUGAAAGGAGACAGAAAGGACUUUGAAUUUGUGAAAACCAGUCUUGCAGCUGAAGGCUUUGAUGUUGUCUACGAUAUAAAUGGACGAGAGGCAGUUGAAAUAGAACCGAUAUUGGAUGCACUACCAAACCUACAACAGUACAUAUACUGCUCUUCAGCUGGUGUUUAUAAGAAAUCCGAUCUUCUACCACAUUGUGAGACCGAUGCAGUUGACCCAAAGAGCAGGCACAAGGGGAAGCUCGAGACAGAGAGCUUGCUGGAUUCAAGGGGUGUUAACUGGACUUCUAUAAGGCCUGUCUAUAUCUAUGGACCCUUGAAUUACAACCCUGUUGAAGAAUGGUUCUUCCACCGGUUGAAAGCAGGUCGCCCAAUUCCAAUCCCCAACUCAGGAAUUCAGAUAACCCAACUGGGUCAUGUUAAGGAUUUGGCAAAGGCUUUUCUCCUGGUUCUUAGUAAUGAGAAAGCCAGCAAGCAAGUCUUCAACAUUUCUGGUGAAAAAUACGUCACUUUUGAUGGAUUGGCAAGGGCAUGUGCAAAGGGUGCCGGGUUUCCUGAGCCUGAGAUUGUUCACUACAACCCCAAGGAGUUCGAUUUUGGCAAAAAGAAAGCAUUCCCAUUCCGUGACCAGCAUUUCUUUGCAUCAAUUGAGAAAGCGAAGAGCGUCCUUGGGUGGAAACCCGAAUUCGAUCUGGUGGAAGGCCUUGCAGAUUCAUACAACCUGGAUUUUGGCAGAGGGACGUUCAGGAAAGAGGCUGAUUUCUCUACAGAUGACAUAAUUCUUGGAAAGAGUCUAGUCCUUACUUAAAUCAUUCACCUGGUUUCUGUGUUUCUGCUCAAGUUCUUUAGGAAAUGAUCACAUUAUUGGUUGAGAUGUCAACAGAAAGACUUUGAGAUUUCAUUGAUGGUGUAAUUUGUAUCUAUAUUUGGAAAUGGGAAUCAGGAGAAAAUGAAUUCACACGAGAA
Messenger RNA from Vitis riparia (riverbank grape), 1357 nucleotides. RefSeq names its product chloroplast stem-loop binding protein of 41 kDa b, chloroplastic. The transcript has 10 exons. Gene Ontology annotation, molecular function: RNA binding. Gene Ontology annotation, biological process: rRNA processing. The coding region runs from base 63 to 1199 and encodes 378 amino acids. The record is from RefSeq and is a predicted model, not a curated record. Lineage: Eukaryota; Viridiplantae; Streptophyta; Magnoliopsida; Vitales; Vitaceae. Gene Ontology annotation, cellular component: cytosol.